Molecule: messenger RNA, 2237 nt
Organism: Mya arenaria
Lineage: Eukaryota; Metazoa; Mollusca; Bivalvia; Myida; Myidae
Product: chymotrypsin-like protease CTRL-1
Exons: 7
Coding region: 112-981 (289 amino acids)
Biological process (GO): proteolysis
Molecular function (GO): serine-type endopeptidase activity
Source: RefSeq, a predicted model, not a curated record
CCUCAUCUUUUUGCGUCUACAUUUUAUAACAUUAUUAAUGAAUUACUUUUGACGUGGUUGACACACGGUAAUUCGACUGUUACGGAGUAAAGUUGUAUUUCAUACACAAAUAUGACUGGGACGCAUUAUGGAAUGUUUACAUUUGUAUUCAUUUGUAUAUGCUUAAAAGAAAUAGAGUGUUCCACGAAAAAAGCCGCAGAUUACACAAGAAAGGAAACAGGCCAACAAAGGAAAAUAGCAACUGCCCAGCAGUUGGUGCCCGUGACGCCGGUGACCAACUCGCCAUGGCAGGUGGCCAUCCACACGCGGCAAGGCGGCGAGUUUCAGUUCCGGUGCGGGGGCACCCUCAUCUCAUCGGACGUAGUUCUCACUGCCGCUCACUGCGUCUCAAACCCUCGAUUUGGGCCAGGCGAGCUGCGGGUGUUGGCAGGAGAGCGAGACCGGAACUCUGUUGACGCGGGUGAGCAAUUGAGGAACGUAACCAGCGUUACAGUGCAUCCGGACUAUGUGGGCACUCUGACGUCAUUAUACAACAAUGACGUCGCACUCCUAAAAUUGGCCUCCCCCGUUUCCAAGACAACGCAUGUGUCCCCUGUUUCUGGUCUUGCAGACGACACAUCGCCAACUGGACCAGCAAGUUGUUUCGUCACCGGGUGGGGCAUUUCUGCUGAAAAGAACGGGUCCUCCGGUCUGUCGGGCGUCCUGGCGCAGGCGGAAGUGACAUUGCUGACGAAUGCACAAUGCAACAAGCGGUCGAACUGGGACGGCCUUGUGAAGCCGUCGCAGCUUUGCGCCUACAGCAAAAAGAUUUCCGCCUGUUUGGGGGACAGUGGAGGCCCGCUGGUGUGUCAAGUUAACUCCAAGUACAUCCAAUAUGGCGUCACUUCCUGGGGAAAGCGAACGUGUGACCAGAAACCAGUCGUGUAUGCCCGCGUGUCAACGUACAGGAGCUGGAUUAUGGCAACCAUUAAUGCGUUCUAACUUUAAUAAGCGAAUACGCGACGGUUACUAUGGAAACCAAUGGAAACUAUUGUCAUUUAUUACAGCAACAUGAACAUUUACCAAGCAGAUUUGUAUUUUAUGUAUCUCGUACGGUCGAAAACAGAUAUAUAAGUCACGAACACCCUGAUAGCGUCAUCCUAAAGGCAGUUUAAUAUGCCAUCACCAAUUGUUUAGCUUCCUAGUUUGUACAUUUUCGUGCAACCCUGUAUUUCAGGCAUUCAUAUGGGCCGAUGAAAGCUGCAAUCUCACAGAUUUACCGUUUUGACAACUUUUUUAUCAUGGAAUGUGCUCUUUUUUGUGUAAAUAUCUGAAGACCAGUGAUAUCAGACUGCUGGCAAAAGACCCUGUGAUCACAGUUUUUCAUAUUUCCGUUCGAAAAAUAAUAUUUUAUGGCUAAAAGCGUUAUUAACGCUUUACGACAAAUGCAUUCAACAUCAAGCCAUCCAUUUCAGAAUGCAAAGAAGUUUUUGUUUAUUCGAGUUGAUCGAGGUCUGUCUGCGUCCAUUGGUUGCAUAUUUGUAUAUUUUUAUAUUGAUCAAUCAGUUAUGCAUGAAUGAGAUUUUUGAACAACGCCACUGUUGUCAUUUGUUGAUAUAUUAAAGGGAGGUAACAAAACAAAAUGUAACGAUGAUCAAAUCUAUAAAUUUAUUACUUACAAACCCAAUGUCUAUUUUAAAGGUCUUGAUGAAAUCUUUAACGUAAUCAUUUUACUUUUCAUGUGAUGUUUUGGGAAAGGGCUGUAACUGAUAUUGGAAAAUCUCGUGGCACCUUCCCUUUGCAUGUCCAUUUUAUAUGACCAUAAGCUUUGGUACAUUGCACUGUUUCUGUUUCUUUGUUGUUUUCUUCGCCAUAUGUUGUGUAAAUAUACUGUCAUGCAAUAAUUUUUUUAAAUGAAAACUUUAAUAACAUCACUUCACAUUUUUUUUUAUCUUUAACAUGCAACUUAACCUGUAGCAUUUUUUUAAUGAUGAAUAGAUUACCUUAAAUUGAAUGUAAAGAUAGAAAGCGGAUUUCCAGCAAAAAAACAAUAGGUUAUUUUUGUCAAUUUGCCUUUUAUGACAUGAAUACAUUAGAAAACUUAAAAGAUUUGACCUAGUGACCUUAUUUUCGAUCAUAUGUGACCCAGUUGUAUAUACGUCCAAGAGUUCAUAAAGGAAAACAUUUUGAUUAAGUUUCAUGAAUAUUUGACCAUGUGCAAUGCCUCUAGUAUGUUCCAAAGAUUUUCUAAGAUUUGA